Aureobasidium musti is the source of this 396-nucleotide messenger RNA. The record is from the annotation of a GenBank genome assembly. NCBI's taxonomy places the organism in Eukaryota, Fungi, Ascomycota, Dothideomycetes, Dothideales, Saccotheciaceae.
AUGGCUCGAUCUGAAGAAGCCGCUGCUUGGACUUAUGCUGUUUACAAUGCAGUAAGAGAAGUUCCGUACGGAAAAGUCACAUCCUAUGGCCACAUCGCUCGCCUGCUGGGAAAACCUGAAUGCCCAAGACAAGUGGGUGUAUCCUUGAAAGCGCUUCUCUCUGCCACAGCACAACCAGAUGCUCACUACAACAAUUCGAAUGUGCCAUGGCAAAGAGUUAUUAACGCUAAAGGCGCAAAUGGGGCUCGCCAACAAGCAACUGCCAUCGAAGCCGAAGGAGUACAAGUGACUCGAGGAUCACUAGGAGAGUACUUGAUCGACUUUGCAAUCUACGGAUGGUUCCCAGACAGACUGCCCAGCGACCUCAGCGAGGAUGAUGAAGAUAACGAAGAAUGA